Felis catus (domestic cat) is the source of this 7972-nucleotide messenger RNA. It is a transcript of the gene ATP7A, whose product is annotated as ATPase copper transporting alpha. Lineage: Eukaryota; Metazoa; Chordata; Mammalia; Carnivora; Felidae. The coding region runs from base 198 to 4787 and encodes 1529 amino acids. Gene Ontology annotation, molecular function: ATP binding; ATP hydrolysis activity; P-type divalent copper transporter activity. The transcript has 24 exons. The record is from RefSeq and is a predicted model, not a curated record. Gene Ontology annotation, biological process: copper ion homeostasis; monoatomic cation transport. Gene Ontology annotation, cellular component: perinuclear region of cytoplasm; trans-Golgi network; membrane.
UGCCGCCGCCGCCCCCGCCGCCGCCGCCGCGCUCCCCUCUACCCUCCCCCUCCCCCUCCCUCCGGUCGCCGCUACUAUUGCUUCUUCUCCGGGUUAGAUUGGAGCCUGCGCGUGCAUUUGUCGCUGCCGCGGGCUGCGUAGCUCCCGACGUUUAACCAUAGGAAAAAAUAAACCAGGAAUGUAAAGAAUAAAUCAAGAUGGAUCGAAGUAUGGUUGUGGAUUUGGUCACCAUCUCUGUUGAGGGGAUGACAUGUGGUUCCUGUGUUUGGACCAUUGAGCAGCGGAUUGGAAAACUGAAUGGCGUACAUCAUAUUAAAGUUUCACUGGAAGAAAAAAAUGCAACUAUUAUUUAUGACCCUAAACUACAGACUCCAAAGACCCUCCAGGAAGCUAUUGAUGACAUGGGCUUUGAUGCUGUUCUCCACAAUCCUAACCCUGUCCCUGUUUUAACUGACACUGUGUUUCUGACUGUUGCUGCUUCACUGGCUCUGCCAUGGGACCAUAUCCAAAGCAUAUUGCUCAAGACCAAGGGUGUGACAGACAUUAAAAUUUCCCCUCAGCAAAGAACUGUAGUGGUGACAAUAAUCCCUUCUAUUCUGAAUGCCAAUCAGAUAAUAGAGCUGCUUCCGGAUCUCAGUUUAGAUAUUGGAACUCUGGAGAAAAAGUCAGGAACUUGUGAAGAUUAUAGUAUGGCUCAAGUAGGUGAAGUCAUGCUGAAGAUGAAAGUAGAAGGAAUGACCUGCCAUUCAUGCACCAGCACCAUUGAAGGAAAAAUUGGGAAGCUGCAAGGUGUUCAGCGAAUUAAAGUCUCCUUGGACAACCAAGAAGCUACUAUUGUUUAUCAACCUCAUCUUAUCACAGCAGAGGAAAUUAAAAAACAGAUUGAAGCCGUGGGCUUUCCAGCAUUCAUCAAAAAACAGCCCAAGUACCUCAAAUUGGGAGCUAUUGAUAUAGAACGUCUAAAGAAUACACCAGUCAAAUCCUCAGAAGGACCACAGCAAAGGAGUCCAUCAUAUAGCAGUGAUUCAACAGUCACUUUCAUUAUAGAUGGCAUGCAUUGUAAAUCAUGUGUGUUAAAUAUUGAAAGUGCUUUAUCUACACUCCAAUAUGUAAGCAGCAUCGUAGUUUCUUUAGAGAAUAGGUCUGCCAUAGUGAAGUACAAUGCAAGCUCAGUCACUCCAGAAACCCUUAGAAAAGCAAUAGAGGCCAUCUCACCAGGGAAAUACAAAGUUAGUAUUACAAGUGAAGUUGAAAGUACCUCAAACUCUCCCUCCAGCUCAUCUCUUCAAAAGAUUCCUUUGAACACAGUAAGCCAUCCUCUGACUCAAGAAACUGUGAUAAACAUUGGUGGCAUGACUUGUAAUUCUUGUGUGCAGUCUAUUGAGGGUGUCAUAUCAAAAAAGGCAGGUGUAAAAUCCAUACGAGUAUCUCUUGCAAAUGGCAAUGGGACUGUUGAGUAUGAUCCUCUACUAACUUCUCCAGAGACCUUGAGAGAAGCAAUAGAAGACAUGGGAUUUGAUGCUGCCUUGUCAGAUACAAAUGAGCCAUUGGUAAUAAUAGCUCAGACCUCAUCAGAAAUGCCGCUUUUGACCUCAACUAAUGAAUUUUAUACUAAAACAAUGACACCAAUUCACGAUGGGGAAGUAAAGCCUUCGUCUAAGUGUUAUAUACAGGUCACUGGUAUGACUUGUGCUUCCUGUGUAGCAAACAUUGAACGGAAUUUAAGACGAGAAGAAGGAAUAUAUUCUGUACUUGUGGCUCUGAUGGCUGGCAAGGCAGAAGUAAGAUAUAAUCCUGCUGUUAUACAACCCCCAGUGAUAGCUGAGUUCAUCCGAGAGCUUGGAUUUGGAGCCACUAUGAUAGAAAAUGCUGAUGAAGGAGAUGGUGUUUUGGAACUUGUUGUGAGAGGAAUGACGUGUGCCUCCUGUGUACAUAAAAUAGAGUCUAUCCUCACAAAACACAGAGGGAUCUUCUACUGUUCUGUGGCCUUGGCAACCAACAAAGCACAUAUUAAGUAUGACCCAGAAAUUAUUGGUCCCAGGGAUAUUAUCCAUACAGUUGAAAGCUUAGGUUUUGAAGCUUCUUUGGUCAAAAAGGAUCGGUCAGCAAGCCACCUGGACCAUAAACGAGAAAUAAGACAGUGGAGACGGUCCUUCCUUGUGAGCCUCUUUUUCUGUAUUCCUGUCAUGGGGCUGAUGAUAUAUAUGAUGGUUAUGGACCACCAUCUUGCAACUCUUCACCAUAAUCAGAGCAUGAGUCAAGAAGAAAUGAUCAACAUUCAUUCUUCUUCUAUGUUCCUGGAGCGCCAGAUCCUGCCAGGACUGUCCAUUAUGAAUUUGCUAUCCUUUUUGUUGUGUGUACCUGUACAGUUUUUUGGAGGCUGGUACUUCUACAUUCAGGCGUAUAGAGCCCUGAAGCAUAAAACUGCAAAUAUGGAUGUACUGAUUGUGCUGGCAACCACCAUUGCAUUUGCCUACUCUUUGGUUAUUCUUCUGGUUGCAAUGUAUGAAAGAGCCAAAGUAAACCCUAUUACUUUCUUUGACACACCUCCUAUGCUAUUUGUCUUUAUUGCACUAGGCCGGUGGCUGGAACAUGUAGCAAAGGGCAAAACAUCAGAGGCUCUUGCCAAGCUAAUUUCACUACAAGCUACAGAAGCAACUAUUGUAACUCUUGACUCUGAUAAUAUUCUCUUAAGUGAAGAACAAGUGGAUGUGGAACUUGUACAACGUGGAGACAUCAUUAAAGUGGUUCCAGGAGGCAAAUUUCCAGUGGAUGGUCGUGUGAUUGAAGGACAUUCUAUGGUAGAUGAGUCCCUUAUCACAGGGGAGGCAAUGCCAGUGGCUAAGAAAUCUGGCAGCACAGUGAUUGCUGGUUCCAUUAACCAGAAUGGAUCACUACUUAUCCGUGCAACCCAUGUUGGAGCUGACACAACACUUUCUCAAAUUGUCAAACUUGUGGAAGAGGCACAAACAUCAAAGGCUCCUAUCCAGCAGUUUGCAGACAAACUCAGUGGCUACUUUGUUCCUUUUAUUGUUGUCAUUUCCAUUGCUACCCUCUUGGUUUGGAUUAUAAUUGGAUUUCUGAAUUUUGAAAUUGUGGAAACCUACUUUCCUGGAUAUAACAGAAGUAUCUCUCGAACAGAAACGAUAAUACGCUUUGCUUUCCAAGCCUCUAUCACAGUUCUGUGUAUUGCGUGCCCCUGUUCACUGGGACUAGCCACUCCAACUGCUGUGAUGGUGGGUACAGGAGUAGGUGCUCAAAAUGGCAUACUAAUCAAAGGUGGCGAGCCACUGGAGAUGGCUCAUAAGGUAAAGGUAGUGGUGUUUGAUAAGACUGGAACCAUUACCCAUGGAACUCCUAUAGUGAAUCAAGUAAAGGUUCUAGUUGAAAGUAACAGAAUAUCACGUAAUAAGAUCCUGGCCAUCGUGGGAACUGCUGAAAGUAACAGUGAACACCCUCUAGGAGCAGCCAUAACGAAAUACUGCAAACAGGAGCUGGACACUGAAACCUUGGGUACCUGUGUAGAUUUCCAGGUUGUGCCAGGCUGUGGUAUUAGCUGUAAAGUCAUAAAUAUUGAAGGCUUGCUACAUAAGAAUAACUGGAGGAUAGAGGAAAAUAAUAUUAAAAAUGCAUCCCUGGUUCAAAUUGGCGCAAAUAAUGAACAGUCAUCAACUUCAUCUUCCAUGAUUAUUGAUGCCCAGCUCUCAAGGGCUUGUAACUUAUUUUUGAAUCGUGAACCUUUGGAGGUAUAUGAUGAAAGCUGUACACACCCCUCAGAAAAUUUAUGUUUUGGAGAUGCUCUUAAUGCUCAACAGUACAAAGUCCUCAUUGGUAACCGGGAAUGGAUGAUUAGAAAUGGUUUUGUUAUUAAUAAUGAUGUAGAUGAUUCCAUGACUGAACAUGAGAGAAAAGGUCGGACUGCUGUAUUGGUGGCCGUUGAUGAUGAGCUGUGUGGCUUGAUUGCUAUUGCUGAUACAGUGAAGCCUGAAGCAGAAUUGGCUGUCCAUAUUUUGAAAUCCAUGGGCUUAGAAGUAGUUCUGAUGACUGGAGACAACAGUAAAACAGCUAGAUCUAUUGCUUCUCAGGUUGGCAUUACUAAGGUGUUUGCGGAAGUUCUCCCUUCUCAUAAGGUUGCUAAGGUGAAGCAACUUCAGGAGGAGGGGAAACAGGUUGCAAUGGUAGGAGAUGGAAUCAAUGACUCUCCAGCUCUGGCAAUGGCUAAUGUUGGAAUUGCCAUUGGCACAGGUACAGAUGUAGCCAUUGAAGCAGCUGAUGUGGUUUUAAUAAGGAAUGAUCUUCUGGAUGUAGUGGCAAGUAUUGACUUAUCAAGGAAGACAGUCAAGAGGAUUCGGAUAAAUUUUGUUUUCGCUCUAAUUUAUAAUCUAGUUGGAAUUCCCAUAGCUGCUGGAGUUUUUAUGCCCAUUGGUUUGGUUUUGCAGCCCUGGAUGGGAUCUGCUGCAAUGGCUGCUUCAUCUGUUUCAGUAGUACUUUCUUCUCUCUUCCUUAAACUUUAUAGAAAACCAACUUAUGAGAAUUAUGAACUGCAUGCUCGAAGCCACAUGGGACAGAAAAGGCCUUCGGAAAUCAGCGUUCAUGUUGGAAUAGAUGACACCUCAAGAAAUUCUCCUAAACUGGGUUUGCUGGACCGGAUUGUUAAUUACAGCAGAGCUUCCAUAAAUUCACUACUGUCUGAUAAACGGUCCCUAAACAGCAUUGGUACCAGUGAACCUGACAAGCAUUCACUUCUGGUGGGAGACUGCAGGGAAGAUGAUGAUACCACAUUGUAACAGGCCGCAGAGAGUGCUACUAGCCGAUGUUGUUAUGCACUGACACAGCAUUAGUGAUGUUACCUUAACUUUUCAAAAUAUUGUGGAAGGAUUUUAUAUUGGUCUCAUGCCCUGAUGUUAAGGAUUCUAUUUGCAUUGCAUUUGUCUAAUGGCAGAAAUAUAGUUUUUCAGAGUUAGCUCUGAACCUAGCUUUAUUUAAAAUGAAUCUCCAGCCCUUUUUGUUUUCACUAGUAACAGAUAAGGUAGACCAGUGAGGUUUACAACAAGUCCUACAUUUGAAGAUUACUGAAUUGCUGCUAAAGUGAUAAUGUUUUUUAUUUGACCAAAAAGAAAAGGCUCAAGAAAAAGGAUAAUUUAAAAGUUUCAAGAUCUGAGCGCAUGAUCUUGAGGACAUUCUUGAGCUCUCAUCCCUGUCAGGUUGGGGAAUAAUGGCUUUUAAAACACUGUAAAGCAUCUGGGUUUAGAAGGAAAACAGUUAGAAACUGUUUAAAAAUAGAUGUGCCUUAUUUAUUACAGGCUUUCUUCCCCCUUAUUCUCCCUGCAUCUUUGUCUUUGCAAUUGCCCUAGUUUGUUCUUUUGUUGUUGUUCUUUCAGCUGAGCUAAGUGUAGGUGAUUGAUUGAUAAAAAUAAAUGACAACUUUUCCAAUAUCUUUUUCCUUUCUUUAUCUUGUAACCCAAAAAGACCUUAAGGAUCCAUAGGGUCCCUUGCUUCCUAUCUUUCCAUUGUUGUAAAAAAAUAGAUCAGAUUCUUCAUUCAGUGACUCUCUAGCUCUGUACAGGCUUUUAAUUCACUCCUGACGAGUUCCACUCUAAAUUGUUCUUAGUCUAUCAGCCUCAGUCCAGAAGCCUAAAAUGUUGAGCCUCUUCUACAAUUAACUUUUUCGAAGAUUAACACUACCAUCCUUGACAUAUACGGGUCAUGUGAAAUUACCUAGAUUCACUAAAUUUGUCCUUUUUUGGGAGAGAAUACAAGACGGUAACUGGUAUAUAUAAUUUAAUAGAUUUUAAAUAUAUUUUAGUAUUUUAGAUGACCUCUCAAAAUGACUUUAAAAUAAUGCUAUUACACAAAGCUGCAUUUACCAAAAAAAACAUAAUAAAUUUGUAAUAUAGAAAUGAAAAUUUCCCUAGGUUGUGAUACCUUUUAGCCAAGUCUAUACUUUUCUCUAGUUUAAAACAUUUGCACUUGCUAGUAAGUGUGGUUUGCAAAUUCAGGGGCUGUUUUCAGUGCCAUACACAUUUAGAAAUUCCACUCUGAGUGCCUAGGAGUUAAUACACUGAUCAGAGAUCUCGUACUUGUAUCACUAUUUAAAUUCCUCAUUUAUUGCAAGAUGGAUUUCAGAUGCAGAUUAUGGGGAGGUGAAAAUAAAUAAAUAAGUUCCUAAUACUUUGUUCCCAUUGCCAUAUGUAAAGCUGUUGGAACAAUGCCUAGCACAUAGGAUUUGUAUUCAGUAAAUGUUAUUUCUUUUCUCCCCUUGAGGUCAGUAAUAAAUAAUUAAUAAUAAUUUUCUUAGGGCAGAAUCUAAAAUCAGGUGGGAUUGGGGAAUGGGUUUCUUCCUCUCCUACUUCUUUUCUCUCUUCUCCUUUCAUACACACACAAAAAAGUUUAUAACAUUAUUCCAUCCUGUCUUUUCAGAUUUGGAAAAAAUCUCAUUUUUAUCUCAACUAUCUUCUUUUUUCUUUUCAAAUUUUUAUUUAAAUUCCAGUUAGGUAACAUACAAUGCAAUAUUGGUUUCAGGAGUAGAAUUCAGUGAUUCAUCUUUUAAAUGCAACACCCAGUUAUCUCAAGUAUCUUAAAGAGAGAAUAGAAACUAUUGAUGAAGGUGCUAUUAAUCUAGAAAGGCAAACCCAUUUUAAUGAAAUAUGAAUGAGUUUGUAUAUCUAGGCUCUUUUUUAGACCAAUGCCUAUGUCAUCUUCCAUGCUUCCACUUUGAAUUGUAAUACUUGUUUUUUAUUUUAAUUCUAGUGGUCUGUCAUACCACAAUUUGUUUCUUCUAGAAGAAACAGCCAAUAUGAUAAAUGUAUAAUAGACUUUUGGAAAAAGAAGCACCUUUCUCUCUUUCUCCCUUACUCUUUUCUGUGUCUCUGAAACACUUGAACAUAGACAGUUACUACUUUUAUUAUUAUGUUGUUUUUGAGUUGUCCUUUUGUCCCCCACUUGCCAAAGGACUCACAUGACCUAAGAUAGCAAGAAGAGCAACCUAUAGUCUGGGAAAAAUCAAGAAUUUAAUUUCACCUCUUACUAUCAGAACAGAAAACAUGUUGUUUAGAAAUAAUCCUAUUUUAAGUAUCUGUAGUAUCUUUGAAUUCCCUACCAGAAGUCUCUUUUGUAAUCCUGAACUCCUAUUAGCUUCAUAGAGCAGCUGUAUUCACAGGAGAGAUGAUCUAGGAACAGGAUCAAAAACAUUGCUUUCAGUUAGUAACUAGCUUUAAGUAACCAGUUACUUGUGAGAACAAAUGUUAUAAAUGUAGAUGUGUGUAUGUGUUUCUCUGUUUAUAUACACACAUACAUAUGUACGCACAUAUUUACCAUAUAGAGGAAAAUGGGUUUAUAUUUGAAUUUGAUGUUUGAAUAUUUGAAAUUCCUUAUAUGUUGUUCCUUUAUCACUCUUCCGUAUUCACUCAGCACCCAUGCCCUCAGUCUGAAGAUAACAAGGAUGUUUUGAUAUCCAGUGCUGGUUCUGAUUCAACUUUUAUCUUAAAUAUCCUUUUAUCUUAAAUAUCCAAAGAUGCCUUUUGAAUUUCAAAGGUUAAAAACACAGCUAGAAUAUUUAAUGUUAUAGUCUAAAGAAGUAUGGUGGUCAGUGGUGAAAAUAGAAAUGAUAUUUUUCCUAGUUUAGUAUCAGCAUUUUAGAGUGUUAAAUUUGAUGCCUUGUGAACAAAAAAUUUUAUACUGUGCUUUAACUUUUUAAAAGCUUGUUUCUUUUUUCAGAUGUAUUCUUUGUUCAGAAUGCUUAAAAUAGCACUAUAGACAGGAUGUUUCCAAAAAUUUAAGUGUGCGUAUCUUUUAUGUACACAGCUUAAAAUCAAGAAUACAUGUUUUUUGAGAAUUUUUCUCCAUUACUUGUGAAUCUUGCUUUAAAAUUAUUUUUUCCUGAUAUUUAUUUUACUCUAUUUUGUUACUUUCUUUGGGUGAGGCAUCUGGUUAUUGGUUAUUUUAAUAAGAAUAAAAACAUUCCUGCAAUCAC